This is a messenger RNA of Sorghum bicolor (sorghum), 2462 nucleotides long. RefSeq lists its product as uncharacterized. Bases 16 to 2064 code for a protein of 682 amino acids. Lineage: Eukaryota; Viridiplantae; Streptophyta; Magnoliopsida; Poales; Poaceae. The transcript has 7 exons. The record is from RefSeq and is a predicted model, not a curated record.
CUCCCCAGCCUCGUGAUGGUGGUGGUGCAAGCACGGGUCGCCUCGCCGAAUCGAAUCCUUUCCAGCUCUCGCCCGCCCGCUUCAAAUAGAGAGCCCUCUGCCACUUCCCGCCGGUGUCCCGUGCCCGGCGCCAGUUUGUCCGCACCUGCACCCCGAGACCUGCUCACCUCUCUGCCGCGCCGGCGCGCCGCCUGCGCCGCCGUCCUCCUAUCCUAUCCUACGCAACACGCACGCCGGUCGCUGGCGGCGGCUCUUAAAAAAACAGCGAGCCGACCAUUCCUAUUUCGUCUCGACGCGGCCGCUCGAUCUCUGGUGCGGCGUCACGGGCCGCGGGCCGCGACCCACAGCGCAAGCAGCCAAGCGAACAAAAGCUCACGGGGGGGCGCUCGCGGGCGCGGCACACGGACGGCGGACGGCCACCUCGGCCUGCUGCCGAUGAUGGCCGCUCUGCCGCCGCGGUGGAGGCCGCUCCUCCUCCUCCUCGUCGCGCUGCUCCAUGUCCUCCUAAUCGGCGGGGCGGCGGCGCCGUUCCGGGCGAGGGACGUGCUGCCGCUGCUGCCGCGGCGGCUGGCGUGGCAGCUGAUGGGCGCCACGGCCCACAGCGCCGUGGACCUGCUCCCGUCGUUCGUCGCCGCCGUGGCGCCGGGCGGGCCCGCCGCCGCCUGGCGCGGCGCGUGCUUCGAGGAGAACCAGGCCGUGCUCAGCCUCACCACCCCCGGCUCCUCCGGCGGCCGCAAUGGGACCGCCGCCGGGGGACUCAACAGCACCACCUCUGGCCUUGGUGGCGCCGUCAUCCACCUCAAGACUGCAUCGCCUCAGAGCUGGACAUGCAUGGAUCUGUACGUGUUUGCAACGCCAUACAGGAUAGCCUGGGAUUACUACAUGAGGUCAAAUGAAAACCACACCUUUGAGAUCAAAGCCUGGGAGGAAGCAGCAGAACUGGAAUAUGUAAAGCAGCAUGGAAUUGCCGUUUUUCUCAUGCCAUCUGGAAUGCUUGGGACGUUGUUAUCCUUGGUUGAUGUCGUACCUUUGUUUUCAAACACCGGUUGGGGUCAGGAUGCCAACUUGGCAUUUCUUCAGAAGCAUAUGGGAACUUCAUUUCAGAAACGUUCUGCACCCUGGUCUGCGAAUAUAAGGAGAGAGGAUGUACAUUCCGGUGAUUUUUUGGCCCUUUCAAAAAUCCGAGGGCGAUGGGGUGGAUUUCAGACAUUGGAGAAAUGGGUGACCGGCGCAUUCGCUGGGCACACUGCAGUUUUCUUGAAAGAUGAGAAUGGCACCCUCUGGGUUGCAGAAUCAGGCUAUGAAAAUAAAAAGGGUGAUGAAAUCAUUAGUAUGACUCCAUGGGAUGAAUGGUGGGGAAUGGCACUUAAAGAUGACUCAAAUCCUCAGAUAGCACUUCUGCCAUUGCAUCCUGAUGUACGGGCCAGAUUCAAUGAAAGUGCUGCAUGGGAAUUUGCCCGAAGCAUGUAUGGAAAACCCUACGGUUAUCAUAACAUGAUAUUUAGUUGGAUUGAUACAAUGUCAGACAAUUAUCCUCCUCCUCUUGACGCUAACCUGGUAAUGGCUAUUAUGUCCAUGUGGACCAGAUUGCAGCCACACUAUGCUUCUAACAUGUGGAAUGAAGCCCUUAAUAAACGACUUGGGACUGAGAAACUGGACCUUCAUGGGGUCAUUUCAGAGACCGAGAAACGCGGCUUGUCUUUCAACCAGCUGCUCACCAUACCUGAACGAGAUGAUUGGGAAUACAGCGAUGGCAAAUCAACGACGUGUGUCGCCUUCAUCCUGUCAAUGUACAAGGCGGCCGGAGUUUUCGCGCCCUUCACGGAGUCAAUCCAGGUCACUGAAUUCACCAUCCGGGACGCGUACAUGCUCAAGAUCUUCGAGGACAACCAGACGAGGCUGCCCAGCUGGUGCAACGCGGCGGCAGACAGGCUCCCCUUCUGCCAGAUCCUCGGGGAGUAUAAGAUGGACCUGCCGGAGUACAACACGAUUGAGCCCUACGCCAACAUGAACGAGAACUGCCCCUCGGCGCCGCCCACCUACAAUCGGCCGUCGCGCUGCUAGCUGAUCGGCGUACCAUAUACUAUAAGCAUAGGCGGCGGCAAAGAGGUUAGCGUCAGUUGGAGUGUAAGUGUAAAUAGACCACGCUGUUGCUGUAUGCAUGCAGUGGUUUCACUUGCAGAUGCAGGUGAGAGUAUGUUGUGUUGUAGGUGGUCAGCUGUUCGUUCAUAUGCUAAUUCAGCCAGUCAGCUACGGCCUACUGGCAGCAGUGUGCUUAGCCUUCGUUGGUGUAGAGUGAUUGCUUGUGCAGAUGAUGACAUUCAUUCCAAAAUUAGUAUGAAACGGCCGCGCAUCAGGCCUUCAGUAUGUUCAUGGUCUUUGUAAGAAUAUACCGUUUGUAAGCAUCUCUAAGGGUUCUCCCUAUUUUGUUCCUCAAAAUAUAGUGUUUGCCAUCUCCUAAA